Caenorhabditis briggsae is the source of this 1026-nucleotide messenger RNA. NCBI's taxonomy places the organism in Eukaryota, Metazoa, Nematoda, Chromadorea, Rhabditida, Rhabditidae. The record is from RefSeq and is a predicted model, not a curated record. Gene Ontology annotation, biological process: transmembrane transport; monoatomic cation transport. Bases 1 to 1026 code for a protein of 341 amino acids. The transcript has 5 exons. Gene Ontology annotation, cellular component: membrane. Gene Ontology annotation, molecular function: monoatomic cation transmembrane transporter activity.
AUGUUGUUUGAUAUCAGCUCUACUCUUAAAAACUGGCAGAAACGCAGACGGAUUUCAAAAUUCUAUCGGGACCAGAAUGCCUUGCUGGAAGCCCACAAAGAAGAUGCCACCACCAUGACCGAAGAAGAAUGCAAAGAAGCCGCAGAGCAAGAACAAAAAACCGCUGUAUGGGAUACUCGAAUUACUACAAUGACCAUAGUUCUGAAUGUCGCUUUAAUUAUUGCGAAAAGUGUGGUCGCGUAUUUGUCCGGAUCAUUGGCCAUUUUGGCAUCUGUAGUAGACAGUUUCAUGGAUAUCACUUCUGGAGUUGUCGUCUGGUAUGCCUGCUAUAAAAUCGAAAGAAUGAACAGAGAACAUUAUCCAGUUGGAAUGAAAAAAUUGGAGCCGCUAACAGUUGUGAUUGUUGGAAUGAUCAUGUUGUUUGCAAACUUCAUUGUUUUGGAAAGAGCUCUAGUUCAGACAAUUAAAAACGAUUUGGAGCCUACAGUGGAUCUGACCACUUUAAUUGUAUUGUGCACAGGAACAGGCAUCAAACUUGUUCUUUUCCUAGUAUGCAGAGUUCGCAAGUCAGCUGCAUGCCUAGUGCUCGCCAUAGAUCAGCGCAACGACUGUAUCACAAAUAUUGUUGCUCUUCUUGGUGCUUGGGUUGGUGAGAACUGGUGGAAGUAUGCAGAUCCUCUAGGCGCGUUCUUGGUUUCCGGCUUCAUAAUUAUCACUUGGUUCUUGACCAUCCGCGAACACAUUCCAUACUUGAUCGGAAGACGAGCUGACCAGGAAUUCAUCAAUCGCAUCACGAAUAUCUCCAUUAACCACGACCAUCACAUCAAAGCAUUGGACACUGUCCAUGUCUACCACUUCGGAGAGAAAUUCUUGGUGGAAGUGCACGCGGUGUUCGAAGAACCAGUGUCCCUUCCUCUGGCGCACGAUGUUGCGGAGAGUUUACAAGUGAAGCUGGAGAAGUUGCCGUAUGUGGAGCGUGCUUUUGUACAUUGUGACUACAAAUUAGAUGGGGAUGAACAUGUCUGA